AUGCCAUGCAUUGUUAAAGUGAGGAUAUCGGGCAUACGAGAUUUUAACACCUUUGAGAAAUGUGAAAUAGAUUCCUUUAAAUAUAUUGAAGUCACAUUAGGAGAAACAAAACAAAGAAAAAAAUUCCAUAUUAAUAGAAAUAGAAAUGAUCUCAACUUAUCAUUUCGCUUAGAAAUAGCAGAUGACUCCGAACUACAAACGUGCCCUCUUAAAAUAACGAUAAGGAUCUUAAGAUACCGAAAAUACAUAUUCCAAAUGAAUAUAAAACGCACCCCAACUCAAUAUUUUUAUUUUUAUUCACAGAUAGAUGAUGUUGAAAAUAUAAUCAGUGGGUACAUUCAAAUCGAUUUUAGCUUUUUUUACUUUCAUGAUAACUUAAAACUAGAAGGAUGGUUUCCUUUGUACGACUCCUUGGCUGGGCUGCGAGGAGAACUAUACUGCAGCAUAAAAUGGGAAUUUUUCGAGGAGAAAAAUCCUUACAACGAUAAUAGUGCAGAUGUUCUGCUUCUAGGUACUACGUCCUUUCCAAAUAAUUCUCCAUACCAUAUUGAGCAGAUAAUAAACUUUGCGCACGAACUUAAAAUAGUUAACGACCCCGAAUACGAUUGGAAAGAUUUAAUUAGAUCAAAUAGAAAUUCUAACGAAGCAAGAUGUGACGUUAUACAAAACGCUUUCAUGCAAACUAGAAAAAUAAUAGGAAAGAAGGCUAAAUUGUUAGGUGGUAAUGCAAUUUUAGGUUACCAAGAGCACCUAAAUUUGGAAGGGAGUACGACUAACAAAAUUUGCAUCCGGAUCAUAGGAACUGUCGUGAAAUUAGGAUUAAAAAAUUUCAAUGACCUAAAUUAUAUUAACAUUUAUGAAAAUAACAAUAUAAAAAAUAUUCUAAGAAAUAAUGAAUUGCUCCUUCAGAAUAGCUCAGAUAAAAAUAAGGAUUUAAAAUUUGGUAAAAGAGAAAAUGCCCAUGUUAACUCAUCAUCACACAAUUUCGUUGACGUAAUUUUACUUACUCUGGAUACCCUUCCAAAUAAUAUAAAGUACACUUACGGAGGACUUGUUGCAUCGAAAGCCGUUAAGGUUUUACACCAAAGGCUGACCGAGCAACAUAGAGACGAAUGGCUGUUGGAAAUCAGGGACGAACUCAAGUCAAAUGCAAAGUUUUUAUCGUGCAAUGUUGUUCUGGGAUACAAAGAAGACUCGUACAUUUUCAAUGACGUGAUUGUACUGUUUUGCUAUGGGACAGCCAUAAAUAUAUUACCCUCCUUUUUUCAUGAUGAUAAAAUUAUUUCUUUUGCAAAUAAUGAAAAAAACAAACAUCAUACAUUAAGGGGGAAUUCUAUUAAUUCGACUAAAAAUGUGAACUGUGUUUAUUUGCACUACUCCUCAGAUGAGAUUGAAAACAACAAGGUCAUCUGCAGGGUGUGUAACGAAGCAACAGUGCCUAAAAUUUUUAUCUCCUCCUCUAACGUCCCCCAGAAUUUGGCUGUCAUUGGAAACGGCUUUUUAAUCUCGGCUUUUGUUGUUUACCCCUUGAAGAAGUACCACGGUGAACACCUGGCCUCGGAAAUCAGCGAAAUACUUCCCUUCCUCGAACUGAACCUGCACAAGCAGAUAAUAUGCAAAUUGUUAGUAAGCGGGUUUAACAGCAUCUUUGAUUACAAUUUAAAAUUGUGUUUUAAUCAGAAUUAUCUAUUUGGUUAUUGCUAUGGUACUGGGAUGUGUUCAUACGGAAUAUAUUCUGAAAAUAAGUUUUUAAUAAAAUCAAAUUAUAAGGAUAAUUUUUAUAUAAGAAAUAAAUAUAUUAGUGCUCUAGAGUUAAAAAUUAUAUAUGACAACAUAAAUUAUAGAUCUUUUUUUAGCAAAAAUAAAAGUUUAAUAUCACCUAUAUUUGUUAGAGGUGAUAUUAUAUAUGAUAAGAACUAUAACAGAAUGGAUGAUGAUAAGACGUACAAAAGUAAACUAUUAAAUGAUAGUGUUCAUAGUAAGGGUGAAGAGUCUUACAACUAUUGUGAAGAAAUAUACUCAGUUGAUGAUAAUAUAAAAACUACUGAUAGAAAUUGUAUGAAUAAAAUAAAAAACAAUAACUACUUUAGACUUAAAGAAAUUUAUCUUAAAGAAGAAGAACUACUAAAUGGAGAAUAUGCUGAUAGUAAUAAUUUAAAAAGUAUGAACUAUUACAAAAACAAAGGUGGUGGACAUAACAACAACCUUGUUGAGUACUCUAAGUUAGGUAUUAAAGAAAGGAAAAGAAUUAAAAAGAAAAAAGAAAAAAGAAAAGCUAAGAAGAUAAAAAAUAAAGGAUAUAUAUACGAAGUGGAGGAUCAUCUAGAUAAUAUAACACUGUUAAAUAUAUAUGAAGAUAGUAUUGCUUUAUAUAAUUAUAUUUUUAACCUUGACGUAAAGAAUUACCUUGUAAAUAAAAGAUAUGAUAAUGGAGUUACAAACAAAGAUAAUGCAUAUCAACAGCAGUUAGAACAACAAAACAAAGGACAUAAUCAAAUAGGAAAUAGUAGUCUAGGAAUUAAACCUAACGAAAUUGCAAAUAUGAAAGGCACUACCAUUUGCGUUCACAAUAAUUGCAGCAAAAGUAAAACAAACAAUGACCUUAUAAAUAAUGGGCAAACGAGAACUGCAAAUGGUAAGAUGCCCAUGAACGGUGAAUCGAACUGCCAGUUGAGUGAUAACUGCAAAAGGGUAGGCAACAAGAAGGUAGGGAGCGAAAAAGUGGGAGGUGAAAAGUUGGGAAGUGAAAUUAUAGAAAACGAAAAUGUAGACGGUAAAAGUGCAAACUGCAUUAGUGAACACCUCACAGAUACCUCCAAUGACAGGAAUAGAGAAGGCGCAAGGAGAAAUAUAGCCAGUGCGCAUAAUCAUUUGGAAGAUUCGGAAGAGGAAAGUCAAGAUUGUGGAAGCAAUAUUAGGAUGAAAAACUAUAAAAGAUACUUGCAAAAUUUCGAAAAGUGUAUCAGUAUGAGCAAAUCGAAUGAAGAAAAAAGCAUUAGCUCUAAUUUUUUUGAUAAACAGUUAGGAAAAUUUAACCAUUCAUUUAUUCAUGACAGAAGUGAACGCAGUUUUACAUAUGAUUGUGAUAUUAGAAAAGAAGAUUUGAAUAGUUACACCAAGUAUUUUUUCUAUAUCUGCACAUUAGACAUUAUGCCUAGUAUAAGGUUUGAAACUUUUUAUGAACAAAAAGAUAUUAAAGACCCAAAUGAAAAUUGUAUGAACAUACUAUCAAUCAGUGAACACUUAUCAGAUGAGAGAGUUACUAAACUGGUUAAAACAAAUGAGGAAAUGGAUGAUACGGAUGUUAUAAAAUCUUCACCAUAUUGUAAUAUUAUUAACGGAAAUGCAAGUUGGAACCAAAAUGGGAAAGAAAAUUCUGGUGCAGAUCACGGCAGUGAAAUGGAGAAAAAACGGGAUAUGGCAAAAAAGGAGGAUAUGUCAAACGAAGGUAGUUCCCUUAUCUACGAUAACAACAAACUGAUACAAGACGCGAGUGAAAAUGAUAAUACGUGUAAAAGAAAUAUAGGAAGAAAAAAAGAAAUGAAUGAGGAAGAGAAGAGGAAAAAGAAAAAGGAAAAAAAAAUCAAAUAUAAAAGCAAGAAUACUUAUUUAAAUAAUUUGUCUAAGAGUUAUAUAUAUUUAAUCAAAAGGAUAAAUUUAUUUUGUGAAAACAAUGAUCAAGUGGAUGUAGUGUAUGAAAAAAUUAAUAAAGCCUUCAACGAUAUGUAUAAUAUAUUUAUAUUUUAUGUUUUUGUUCAUAAUUUAUAUCCAUGCUGUAUAUGUAGUAUAAAACUACAUUUUUCCUUUAUAUCAUUUGAUAUAUUAGAAAUUAUGCUAACUGGUCAUUUAAUAAAGGUAAAAAAUAAUAACGCAAUAAAUUUAGAGUUACAAAAUAUGGACAAAUCGAUGCAAGAAAAUUUAUUAAAACAUUUUUUUAAUCAUUUGGAAAAUUAUUAUAUGGAAAAAUCACAGCUAAUUUUAAAUUCUUGCAAUUUAUGUCCGUUAGAUGUAGACAAAAUUAAUUUCAAAAAAAAAUCAUCAAACAUUGAGUCUGCUCAAUUAUGUUUUAUUAAAACGCGUAGGAGUCGUGUAAAAAAUAAAAGCAGUCUUUGGAAAUUUUUCUUUUUCAAAUUUUUUAAGCUUAGGCUUUUCAAUUUUACCGAUAAAAUGAAAAAUGUAUUUACCAAGAGGAAGAAAAAAAGCAUUCCAAAUAAUGGCUAUUCAAAAAACACUAUGCAAAAAGAAAGGGAAAAAAGAACAAUUAAAUUGAACAAUUUGAACAAAUUGAAUAAAUUUAGCUUAUUACUAAAAAAGGAAGAAAAAGUAACAAGCCAGCCCUUCGAUGUGUACAACUUAUGUGAUAGCUUAUUUUUAUUUAAUGAGUUAAAAAGUUAUAUCAUGGAAAAUAAAAAACAUAUAUUCGAAACACUCAUUGAACAGAAAUUCUCGUCUACAAUUAUAACUCCCUUGAAUGUACUUCCAAACGUUAUAGUAAAGAAAUAUUUCGGUGUUAUAUCUCUUCAUAUUGUAAAGGAAAAUAUUAAUUUAAAAAAUUUCGAUUUUUUUUAUCAAAGCUUAAUAUCAGAUAUACUGUUUAUAGCUAAGUCCCAUAUAAAGGCCAUUGGAGCAAACAUGCUCUCGUCUUUCAAAAUUACAAAUUUGUUCCUUCGAGAAGAAAAGUCCCACGGAUACGCACUCAUCAGCAUUUGUGGUGAUGUAGCAAAGAUAUGA
Messenger RNA from Plasmodium malariae, 4731 nucleotides. Its product is annotated as conserved Plasmodium protein, unknown function. The transcript has 16 exons. The record is from RefSeq and is a predicted model, not a curated record. Bases 1 to 4731 code for a protein of 1576 amino acids. Lineage: Eukaryota; Apicomplexa; Aconoidasida; Haemosporida; Plasmodiidae. Gene Ontology annotation, cellular component: plasma membrane. Gene Ontology annotation, biological process: positive regulation of vesicle fusion; positive regulation of D-glucose transmembrane transport; intracellular protein transmembrane transport. Gene Ontology annotation, molecular function: calcium-dependent phospholipid binding; calcium ion binding.